UAGUAACUGAGUCUUGGCCUCUUUCCAGAAAGAUGAGAUAGUUAAAAACUUAGCUGCACACAUUUGAGACCCCUUUUGCCUGAGCUCUUUUGCAUUCAUAAAGAAAUGAUCAGACUUGACAGAAGAGUUGGUGGGAGCGUUGGAGAUGGGGCGGAUUGAAAAUUGUUUCCAGCUUAAUGAAAUCUGUUUUGAACUUGAUAGCAAAGCAAAUAUAUACAUUUUAUAUAUACAUAUAUGCACAUAUAUUUUAUGUACAUAUAUAUACACACACAUUUUUUUUUUUUAUUGAAAAAGAUUUUACCUAAACUCACCUCUGUGGGCUGUUGGGUUGUUCUCACUACCUCCUCCCUAACUCAGCGUUCCAAUUGCUCCCCCACUCACCCUCAGCGUGGCAGGCUAGGCCAUCCCUCAUCAGAAACGUUAUUUGCCCUUUUUAAAUACUCCCAUUACAUGUAUUUUUCUCUCUAAUUUAGCAGUCAAAGGCAUUUCACAAAUACCAAGUUACUUUAAGUAAAUAGGAAGAUAAGAUUGAGAGGUGGGAAAUAGAGUAAAAGGAGAUCCAUUUGCCGGAAGGAACAAGAGAAAAUCUAAAGGGAAGAAUGAAAGGCACAAGCCCAGUCACCUGGAGGCCUGCGUGGGGAGAGGCUGCGGCUGCCUCUGCAGCAUGGCCCAGCCGUCUUCCAGGUGAACGGGUCAGGGCGGGGACCCCACUGGGCAACGUGGUUCUCCCUCCCCCCUGCCCCCUAGUUUCUUUCCUCUUGGUCUUGGAGUCUCUUUUACAUGCAUAGAGUUCUUCAGGAGAUAGUUUUAUAGAACAUCCUUUCGCAUGGCCUCCCCAUUUGUUUAUUCUCUUGCAGUGUUUUUAUCCUUAAACUUACAGUGGCUCACUCUCUUGCUAAGUGUUCCUGCUCCUUUUGUCCCUUGAACUUGACCUACUUCGAACCCAAACACUGAUAAAGUAGCUGAUCAGUGGUGACUGGAGUGGAAAUUAGAGGCAGAGCAGUGGCAGAGCGCCCAGGAACCUGGCACCUGGUAGGCGCCCCACAAAUAUUUGUUGAACAAAUGAUUAAAUGGAGCCAGAUGCCUGGGCUUCAGUCCCAGCCUCUCACGUGGGCAAAUUCCAUAACCUCCCCGUGUCUCCAUCUCCUCGCCAAAGAAGCCUUAGAAAAUACUGAAGUUCCUGUUGGCUGCCUUAUGGUCUACAACAAUGAAGUUGUGGGGAAGGGAAGAAAUGAAGUUAAUCAAACCAAAAAUGCUACUCGACAUGCAGAAAUGGUGGCCAUCGAUCAGGCCCUAGAUUGGUGUCAUCGGAGUGGCAAGAGUCCUUCUGAAGUGUUUGAGCACACCGUGCUGUACGUCACCGUGGAGCCCUGUGUCAUGUGCGCGGCUGCUCUCCGCCUGAUGAAAAUUCCACUGGUUGUAUAUGGCUGUCAGAAUGAACGAUUUGGUGGUUGUGGCUCUGUUCUAAACAUCGCCUCUGCUGACUUACCGAAUACUGGGAGACCUUUUCAGUGCGUUCCUGGAUAUCGGGCCGAGGAAGCAGUGGAGAUGUUAAAGACCUUCUACAAACAGGAAAAUCCAAACGCACCAAAAUCAAAGGUUCGGAAAAAGGAAUGUCAGAAAUCCUGAACUUGUUCUGAUGAAAGUCCGAUGCCCCUGGAUGACAUUCUUGGACUGAAAGCUGUUGACGUUGUUGAAUCACAUGUUUCUAUAUUGUCCUUAACCCGUGGGAAAAUGGUCUCUCAUCAUUUGCUCUGUUAAGGGUACAAAUUAGCACUUUUUAAAAAGUCUGACAGUUGUAAAAAACUAUGAGCUUUUCCACACACUGAAAGAACAUUUUAAGAAUGGGAAAAAUGAAAGAUUGAGGUUUUAGAAAUUAGUAAGCUGUGCAUGCACUUCCUGCCAAAACCAUUAUGCCCAGUGCAGGAAAGUGCUGGCUUUCAGAGAAGGUGCCCCCAGACCCAGUUACCUGGCGUGUGUCUGGGCUGGAGUGUGGCACGCUGCAGACACCUGCUCCCGGCCUGGUAUUUCAGAAUCGAAUUCUUCAUUCUUUGCAGCCACUGUGUUCUUCGGGGUGUUGGGGGCCUGUGACUUCCUUGGAAGUUGUAUAUGAAUUAUAUACAUACAGACCAUGAUUACAUGGUUCUUAGAACAGACUUUUUGCUUUUAUAAAGCAUUUAGAGAAAAUGCAUACUUUUAAAACAAGUGCUUAAGUGCCAUUUUUAAAUUACAGCAUAUUGCUAUAAUAAAAUUUAUUUAUGCCUUCUUUGAAGACAAAUAGUCUUGAAAAUAAAAGAUAAAAGCAUAAAUGGGACAAUUCCUUCUAUGUUAGUGAGUAUGCUGUGCCAGGCUCUGCUUGUUCAUCAAAUCAGUGAACAAAACAAAGAAUCCUGCAGUAGUGGAGCUUCUGUCCUAGCAGGGGAGACCGAUAAUAAACAGAAUAGAUUACACAGUGUGUCAGAGCGUGGUGAGAAUUAUGGCAAAAGGAAAGAACAGGGCAAAGGGUGGUGGGAAUGCUGGUUGCAGAAUUAAAUAGGAUGGUUAGUUUAAUCUGGAAUCAAAUACAGUUAUUUAUUUUUCUAAAAAUCCAGAUUUAGAAUUUAAAAUCUAAAAUUUAAAAAUGUGAAUGCAACCCUGGAAAGGGUAUCCACAGCAGGGAGUCCCAGAUACUCCUGCUUACUGACGGCAGAAAGGGUUAGUUAGCUCUGAGCAAAGUGCUGCUUUGCAGAGCCGCGCUGGGUGCACCGCGUCUGCCCAGAAGGGGGCCUCGCCGUUCCACCAGAAGCCCAGCUCCGGGCCCAGGAGGGCAGCUCCUUCUCCGUUGCAUUUCUUCAGUGGAUUCAUUUGCUUGAUGCAAAGCAUCUGUAUUUGUUGAUUCUGCUGUUUGAGCGAUGUCUCUGACUUGUUUGUUUUGAAUUACAUUACAGGCUGGAAUGUAAUUGUGGUGAAAGUAUUUUUAUAUUGCUGAGAGUAGCAGCUAAUCACAGUUACAUGCUUCAGAGGGUUUGUAAUUGCUGGGUUUUGUACGUGUGUUUUUAAGUGCAUUUGAGAAGUUUUAUGGCGAAGAAUGUGCAUGAUUUUAAAUCUAUAAUAAUGUUAACGUGUACCUUCUCUUCGAUUUCACCUACUUUCAAAAUUAUCUUCUCAUUAAAUUUUAGUGCUUUGACUAG
Molecule: messenger RNA, 3170 nt
Organism: Diceros bicornis minor
Lineage: Eukaryota; Metazoa; Chordata; Mammalia; Perissodactyla; Rhinocerotidae
Gene: ADAT2
Product: adenosine deaminase tRNA specific 2
Exons: 6
Coding region: 1063-1629 (188 amino acids)
Biological process (GO): tRNA wobble adenosine to inosine editing
Cellular component (GO): cytoplasm; nucleus
Molecular function (GO): zinc ion binding; tRNA-specific adenosine-34 deaminase activity
Source: RefSeq, a predicted model, not a curated record